AUGCUGCCUCUUUUCGCAGCCGUCUUGUUUCUUUUUCCCGCUGUCGCCGUCGGCCAAGCUACUACGGUUGCAAACCCUCCACUCGACGAACCCCUGCUUGCUGUGCAAAUUGGUGGAAUUGUCGGAGCGUAUGUGAUAUUUGUCGCUAUCACACUUACUCUGCUUCUCGUCGUCGGACGCCGUCUUCGAAGAACGGUCCAAUCGUCGAAUUACACGCUGCAGGUUGAAAUGAUGAAGCCCAAGGCGCCCAUCACCACGACGGCCAGCACCGACCCCAGCCCGGUCACCCCGACCAACAAGUCUGGCUUUCGAUCGUGGACAUCGCUCACAAAGGGCCACCAGUCCAAACCCUCGCACAAUGGCAGUGUGAGCACGAUCGACCAUGAGUCUGUCAUUGCUGCCGACCGCCGCAGGGCCCAGGAGCAGAUGGAGAUGCUCUACGCAGCAGUUAUGGAGCACGACGAGCAGCGCUCCGCCGCCGCAACUUCCCCAGUCAGUCCGCAGGACUCGGUCGAUAUGAAGGAAAUAGCCCCGCGAUCCCCGCUGAGCUACCACAGCACGAACCCAUUCUCCGACCCAUACCGGACACAACCACAGCAGUUCCCACCGCAGCCGCAACACCACCACCGGUUCGAACCGCAUCAAUUCCAGCAACAGCUUGGUCGAACCCCGGGCUCUCCAGGCUUCGCCCCCGCAGCGACAAUCGCAUCCCCGCCAACGAGCCCACGCUCAACAACCUCCCGCCUCUCCCGCAUCUCAAACCUCUCCCUCUUCCACUCGAACUCCAAUCCCAAUUCCUCCAACAUCCAAGAAAAAGGCCACAAGCUCCGCUCCCCACGCCUGCCCCUCCGCAAACUCCCUAUCUCCUCCCCGCUCGCCUCACCCGGACACCCCUCCCCAGCCUCAGACCAAAUCCCCCUCUCCCCACGCCUAUACAAUCCACCCCCACCACCCGCUCCACCCGGAACAAUCACCCGCACAUCAACCUCCACCUCCCAAGACCGCGGGAAUGGAAACCGCGCACCCGCACCACCAACCCUAAACCUCCAAGCCGCGGGCGCCGCCCCCGGCGCAGGGCGCUCCUCCUCCUCCCUUCCCUUCCGAGAGGCAUACCCGCAACUCCUCUCCGCACCCCCGACAAAGACGACAUACCUCGAGCGUCCUGAAAAAGGUCUGAAUGGGCCACGCACAGGGCUGCCGACGCCGUAUUCUCCGUACAUGCCGUUUACGCCACUGACGCCCAUGACGCCGAGUCGGAUUGUGACGAAGAAGCAGAGGAAGAAGGAAGGGAGGGAGAAUGGGUUGAGGGCGCUGAAUGAGGAGGACGCCGUUCGGGAUGAGAAUGAGAUGUGGGGGUAUUGA
Aspergillus calidoustus is the source of this 1362-nucleotide messenger RNA. The record is from the annotation of a GenBank genome assembly. Lineage: Eukaryota; Fungi; Ascomycota; Eurotiomycetes; Eurotiales; Aspergillaceae.